AAACACAUUGAAUUAACUUCCUUAAGCUUCGUCUUCACAUUUUUUGUCUCAAAUUUUCUCUCAUUGUUUUCUCGUUAAUCAUUUUCUUUACUAUUGACUGUUUCUUUAUCACUUUCAAUUGUAACGAUUUGCUUGAGCAAUUCAUUCAUCGAGCUCAACAAAAUAAUUUACCUAAGUUAGCCUUCACUUCGAGUUUUUUUCACCUUUCACUCCCACUUUCACUAUCAUUCAAUCUCUCUCUCAAACUAUUUCUCUCUCUCUAUCUCUCUCCAAUGCAAUGGCUACACUUUACCUAAUUAUUAAUAUAACAUUUGAUGAUUAGACUAGUUGAUUGUUGAUAUAUUUUGUCAAUAAAAUGAAUAAAAUCAGUUUGAAUAAGAAGUUUUGCUGAGACAGAUAAAUGACUCAAAAUUGUCAAUAAAACGCUUCUUUACAAGUGAAAGUGAUAACUUAACCCUUUUGUUUCUUAUUCAUGUGCUGGUCAAUUUUACUCAAAAUGGCUCAUCUCUUAUGAUUUUCAAUCGAUAAAUGACAUUCAAUAGUGUGUUUAAAUAUUAAAUUGGAAUGUUAUGUAAAAUUGUUGCAAAGGAGCCUAAUUUUACCGUAAAGUGAACUUUUCUUGAAUACCUUCAUCUCCAUAGGAUUAUCACAUCUGUCUGACACCAAGAUGGAUUUAAUAUUGCUUUUAAUUCUUAGUUUAACUUCUUUAUCAUCAUUUCCAAACUCAGUGGUUGCAAAUAAAUCAACAAAAAAGCCAUUAACUACACCAACUAUUUUAAAAACAUUGACAACGACCAAACCAUCAACAGAAACCGGAUCUUCAAUUUUACUGGAUACCAUAUCGACGACAACACCAUUGCCAAAACCAAUAAAUUCAUCUAAAUCAACCAACGAAACUAAAGUUAAUAGAUCAACAAAAUCGGACGAAACUGGGGAGAUUCUUAAUGGUCAAGAGCAGGCUCAGAGUCCGUACAUCAGAGGAAGAGGUCGUCAAAAUGGAUUUCAGCCUACUUUAGGACCAAAUUAUAAUCCAAACUAUGGUUUACCGUUCAAUGCCUUUAUACCGCAAGGGUUACCCUUUUCUGGGUCUCAAGGAUCAGCAAAUAAUGGGUUAAACAGGCCUGGUUUAUUCAACGCUCGUGAUCAACUAAACAACAAUAACAAUAUUAAUAAUCAUAACCGACAAGGACAGUUAACCAGUCCAUUGGAUCUUUUAUCUGGUUUCAUUCCAACACCAGGACCUGGAGGGCCAUACACAGGAACACCAACACCAUUCGGUCAACCAGUUACCGGUUAUCCUGGCUAUCCAAAUUAUCCUGGUCUUAACCCAAAUUAUGGACCGGUAAAUGCUCCUGGAUUAAAUAAUAAUGGAUUUGGAGCGGCAAGAGGAACCCCUAAUAUUUAUAACCAAUUAGGUAGGCCUGAUGCACCGGAAACAGGAUUAGGUGCUCAGGGUGAUAACGCUGAUGGACAAGAAGGUGAAGAUGGUGUUGACCAAGGAGGAGUAGAUGGUAAUUCAUCGAAUGAAGACGAAGGGCAAGAAGAAAAUGGAGCUGAAAAUGAAUCUGGUCAACCAGAUAAUACUGGAGCAAAUGAUACCGAAGAAACAGGCGCUCAAGAUGAUCAAGGAGGUGAAGGAGGUGAAGGGGAAACUGGUGCUGGAGGCGGUCAAGGUGGUGAAGGUGGCGAAGGAGGUGAUCCAUCUAAUGACCCUGACUUGGCUCAGUUUCAAAAUUUCCAAGGAGGUAAUUUCCCCGGUGAUUUAUUUCCACCCGGUAUUUUGAGUCAGCAAGACUUGAAGGAUAUUCAAAAAUCCAUGGAUGAACAACAAAAGAAAGAGGCUGAAAAAAAGAGACAAGAAGAAGAAGGUGCAUCAGCUCAACCCGAUUAUGACUAUGAUGAUGGUACUGGUAAAAAUAAUGGAGAAGAAACAUCAACCGAAACUCCCGCUAAUUUAAACCCAAAUUAUAAUCAGCCAAUCAAUCAACCAGUUGUACCAAAUCAUCAGAAUCGACUUUCUCACCAUCAAGGAUUGAAUAAUAAUCAUGGUGCCUAUGCAAAUAACAACCAACUGAAUCAUCAAAUCAAUAAUCAAUAUAAUAAUAGAUUGAACCCUGGUUUGGUUUCUAAUCAGCGAAAAUCUAACCCUCAGAAUAUCCGAAAUUAUCAACAAAAUCAAUUUGAUGACAAUGUUGGUUAUAAUAACCCUAAUAAUAUAAGACCUGUUGCUGGAAAUCAAGAUUAUGACUAUAAUGGAUCAGGUGAAAGUGGUAUUAAUCAAGGUCCGGUUCGCUCUAAAGGAGAUAAUAAUCGUUACAAUAACUAUAAAAAUGGUGCUUAUUCAUCUGGUGAAACUAAUGAUUAUGACAAUAACAAUGGCAACAAUGAUCAAUAUGGUAAUGGUCGAACCCAAUCUUACCCACGUGGAUCCAAUUUCAAUAGGUUCAAUCAAGAUUCUGGUCGAUACAGGCCUGGUACAUUCGGCCAAUCUGGUUAUCGAGGUGAAAAUUUGAGAGAUUUUGGAGGACAUUCAGCAGAUUCUUAUCAACAAAACGAUGUUGAACCUGGAGUUGAUUAUUCUCCUGAUCCCGUUUAUGAUUCCAAACGAUUGCGAAAGCAAGAUAAACCUCGUCGAUUAUCUGUACCAAAUAAUAGGCCGAUAAAUAAUGGACGAAACAUUAAUCGUUUCUCAGGAAUAAAACCUUCUGUUGAUUAUGACGGAGAGACUCGUAAUUAUCCAGGAUCAACAAGGAAACCAUUCAAAGUAAAUGCACCAACAUCAGUUGAAUCAUCAAUACAAAAGCCUCUAAUACCAUCAAAUCAUAAUCCCUUCAUUGCUAAUCACAAAUGGAGUCCUCGAUCAUCUGUAUAUGAUACAAGUUCAGUUGAUUACGAUGAAGGUGAAAACAACACCAAUGGCAUUGGCUACACCAAUCUUCCCAAGAAACCCUUGAAUUAUGAUUCAUCGAAAGCGGACUACACAAACGAUGUCGAUCAAUUGAAAGAUGAUAACAAUUCAGGCCAAUUAACCAACUAUCGACAAACUCCUCGAUUCAAUGCAUCAGAGAAGAAAGAAGACAAAAGAUUAGCCAAUAGCCAAAUAAAAACAAUUGAUCCAUUUUUGAGAGGAUAAAUUACAAUUAGUUGAUGCCUUUUGUAUUUAAUAACAACUCUUCAUCUCUAUAUUUUGCCAUUAUGAUAAAUUAUUGUAAACCAACAACAGUAAACAAUCAAAGUCAACUGUAACCAUAUUAACUUAAUUGCAUCAAAUUGAUCAUCCCCUGUUUGCCAUCACUUUUUGGGUUUUUUAUUUCAUUUCAUCCUUUAUCAGGUCAAUUAUGUAAACAUUUAAAAUAAUAACUAUUUAAUCAACUGUACCUAUUACCCACUAAGCGUUACAAUUAUUUAAAUUGAAGGCAAAAACAUUGUUAACAGAUAAUGAUUAACGAUGUCGGCAGUUGAAACUAAAAUUACAGUUAUAACUGUUGGCCAUUUAUAACGUGAGAUUCAAAUGGUUUAACCAAAUAACUGGCAAAAUAAAGUCUACUAUUAUCAU
Molecule: messenger RNA, 3556 nt
Organism: Tetranychus urticae (two-spotted spider mite)
Lineage: Eukaryota; Metazoa; Arthropoda; Arachnida; Trombidiformes; Tetranychidae
Source: RefSeq, a predicted model, not a curated record